AUGCCUAUGAAGUGGACCCCCGAUAAAGACCAGCUCAUGUUCAUGAUGCUUCUCAAGACACACAACAUCUCGAUCAACUACGGCGCCAUUGCUCAAGCCUGGCCUGAUGACCAGGGCGAGAAGCCUACUCCUCGCGCCAUCUCCGAGCGUCUCAUCAAGAUGAGGAAGCUAGUUUCCGCCAGCUCGAACGGCUCCGCCGCCGCCGUCGUCAAGCCGCGCAGCGUCAACUCCACACCUUCGAAGCCGAAGCCGGUGAGGCCCCCGGUCAGCGGCGGCGGCGCCAGCACUCCCUCGAACAAGAGGCGCCGCGUCGACGACGACGACCGCACCAUCAGCCGCCAGGAGCUGAGGGAGCUCGGCAUCGCCAACCGCACCUCGCCCACCCCGCGUCAGGCACCUGCUCCCGUCAUGGCCGCGCGCCACAGCACCGUCGCCUCCACCGUCAUGCCGACCAGCGAGACAUCCCCUCCCCGCACCUUCGGCAGCGUUCAGGCUCCUCCGUCGCGCGCCCCGACUGCUGCCUCCGCUCGUCCCAGCGCUGCUCCGGCCGUUGCUGCCACCACUGCCCAGCGCUCUCUCUCGGCCAACGCACAAGCUUUCGCUGCCAGGACUCCGGUCAGCAUGGAGCCGACCGCCGGCCUGGCUCGCCUGUCCGUCACGCCUGGUGGUGGCAGUGUGCGCCCUACUCCUCGCCGCGGUACGUCGGUGCUUGCUCCCAUCAAGCUCGAGGACUCUGGCGAUGACGACGACGCUCUGCAGCCAUAUGACUUCGAGGACGACUCGGACGUGUCUGACUGGGCCGAGGAGGUCUGA
Molecule: messenger RNA, 813 nt
Organism: Lasiodiplodia theobromae
Lineage: Eukaryota; Fungi; Ascomycota; Dothideomycetes; Botryosphaeriales; Botryosphaeriaceae
Exons: 3
Coding region: 1-813 (270 amino acids)
Source: RefSeq, a predicted model, not a curated record